UGCUCCCGUCUCACCAGCCAUUUCAAUUUUCAUCAGCACCAGGCCUUCAACUUCAAGUUGUCUCACUUGAGCAAGGCGCGAAACAUUGCUAGGAAUCUCUGCUAGGAAUCUCAAUCACAGCUAGAGGGAGGGAACUUUACUGUUUGCCUACCUAGCUUCAAGUUGUCGUCUGAGUCUUCCAGUUCUCAAUGUCGGCAGGCCGCCUGUAGGGUGCAAGAAGCGGUACAUUGUGAUGGCCCGCACCAAAGCGACCGCGCGGCGGGAGUUCUCCAAGCGAAACCCUGCGUCCUCUUACGGCAUCCAGAGGGAUCAAACCACUCUGCAGAAAGCGCAACCGACCAAGACAAGCAAUGCCAAAAAGAAAGCUGCAACCAAACCAGCUGCCAAGCCGGCAAAAGGGGGAAGGAAAGCUUCUACAAGUGUUGUUGGAGAGUACUCUCUGAAGGUGACCGAGGAGCGCAGCAGCGGGGGCAUGUUUGGGAGCUACGAGGCGGAUGAUGAAGAUUCGGAGGAGUAUUCCAUGUCCGUAUUUGAAAGCGGGGGGCACACCUGGGCGCGGUUUGAGCUGGAGACUGUGGAGGGUUGUGCCAAGUUCGGAAAGCGCACCGUCAGCAAGGGGCAGACAACGUAUGCUUACCAAUGGCGCGGGCGGGAGACUGGCGAAGGCGAGAUUCAGUGCGCCAGCGAUCAAAAGGGCACGUUCAAGUUCCACGGCGAUAAAAUCGAGGGAACGAUGAAGACUCCUUUUGGUGAUCUCAUUCUGACGGGGGAGAAGGUCUCAGACGAGCCCGAUGAGAAGAGUGCGUCCAUGUGGGACUACUGCACCGAGGAGCAGCAUGAAGUGGAGCGCGUGAAUAGGUGGAAGUGAUGAGGAAUCUGUGCAAUUGUCAGCUAGUAUUCUUAUAGAGGAAAAGCGAGCCUGGAUAAAUUUUUUCCACGUUCUUGAAUCUUACUUAAUGCGGCAAGUCUUGACAGUACCAUCUUGAGAUCGAUUUCAAAGGUUAGCAGGUUCCAGUACAUGGUAGGAUUGAUUGCUUGAAACUGUACAUGGUAGGAAAGUUCGCUCAGUGCGGAACCGGCCGCGAGUUUUGUAGCUCACGACCAGAUUCUUCCAAGAACGUGGAACAUACAUGGUCGAUCAGAACUGUUCUAAUGCGCGAGGCAUUUCAGCUGGGCAGACGCUAAGCUUCUGCCUUUUUCGAAAGGACGUCAUUUGCAUAACCCUUUCGAAG
This is a messenger RNA of Klebsormidium nitens, 1232 nucleotides long. NCBI's taxonomy places the organism in Eukaryota, Viridiplantae, Streptophyta, Klebsormidiophyceae, Klebsormidiales, Klebsormidiaceae. The record is from the annotation of a GenBank genome assembly.